Molecule: messenger RNA, 8370 nt
Organism: Effrenium voratum
Lineage: Eukaryota; Dinophyceae; Suessiales; Symbiodiniaceae
Source: the annotation of a GenBank genome assembly
AUGUCAGGCAUCUCCGACGCGCCGUUCCGCAAGCUCGCCUAUGGCCACGGUGCCGGCCUCGUCGUCAGCGAGAUGAUCGCCAGCCGCGAAUUCUGCGAAGCCCAUGCCGAAAGCCGCAAGCGCGCCGCGCGCCAUGACGGGCAGGGGCCGCUGAUGCUGCAGCUUGCCGGCCGUGAGGCACGGUGGAUGGGCGAGGCGGCGCGCAUCGCCGAGGGCGAAGGCGCUGACAUCAUCGACAUCAAUAUGGGCUGCCCGGCCAAAAAGGUGACGGGCGGGCUGUCAGGCUCCGCGCUGAUGCGCGAUCUCGACCAUGCCGUGACGCUGAUCGAGGCGACGGUGGCUGCCGUCACCGUGCCCGUAACGCUGAAGAUGCGGCUUGGCUGGGACGAUCGAUCGAUCAAUGCGCCCGAACUCGCGCGCCGGGCCGAAGCGGCCGGCGUCCGUAUGAUCACCGUCCAUGGACGCACGCGCGCGCAAUUCUAUGAGGGCACAGCCGACUGGCGUGCCGUCGCCGCCGUCCGCGCGGCGACAUCGUUGCCGCUGGUCGUCAAUGGCGACAUCGCCGACCGCACCUCUGCCCAAGCCGCGCUUGAAGCAUCGCGUGCCGACGCAGUGAUGGUCGGCCGGGCCGCCUGCGGCCGGCCCUGGCUGGCGAGUGCCGUUGCCGGGCGGGGCACCGGCAUCCCCGCUUCGGACGCCAUCGGCGCCUAUGUGAUCGCCCAUUAUGACGCGAUGCUGGCCCACUAUGGCGAAGAGGCUGGCGUGCGCCACGCCCGCAAGCAUCUGGGCUGGUAUCUGGACGUCCAUGCGAGCCAUGUGAACGAUAUUUCGGCGCGCAAGGGCACGAUCCUGCGUGAAUGCCGCUUCCGGUGUGCGGAGCAUGGCCGCAUGACCGUGAAUGACACGCGCAAUGGCGGCGGCGCCCGGGCGCUUCAGGUGCUCAACACGAUCCGCGAUCCGGUCAUUCUUCUCGACGCCGACAAUCUGAUCCGCUUCGCCAAUCUCGAAGCCGAAUAUUUCUUCCUUUCAUCGUCGACCCAUCUCGAAGGCCGCAGGAUCGACGAUUUCCUGCCCUUUUCGAGCCCGCUGAUCGCGCUGAUCGGCCAGGUGCGUCAGGAGGGUUCGCCCGUCAACGAAUAUCGCGUCGACCUGUCCUCGCCGCGCCUUGGCGCAGAGCGCGUGGUCGACAUCCACGUCACGCCGGUGCCCGAGGAGCCCGGCGCGAUGGUCAUCGUCUUCCGCGAACGGUCCAUGGCCGACAAGUUCGACCGGCAGAUGACCCACCGCGGCGCGGCCCGCUCGGUGACCGGCCUGGCCGCCAUGCUGGGCCAUGAGAUCAAGAACCCGCUUUCGGGCAUUCGCGGUGCCGCGCAACUUCUCGAAGUGUCGGCGAACGACGAGGACAAGGCGCUGACGCAGCUCAUCCGCGCCGAAACCGACCGGAUCGUCCAGCUUGUCGACCGGAUGGAGGUCUUCUCCGACGAACGGCCCGUGGAUCGCGAAGCGGUCAACAUUCACAUUGUGCUGGACCGUGUUGAAAAAAUUGCCAAAACAGGCUUUGCCAAACAUGUGCGCUUCUCCAAGGCAUACGAUCCCUCGCUGCCCUUCGUCGCCGGCAACCAGGACCAGCUGAUCCAGGUCUUCCUGAACCUCGUGAAGAACGCGGCCGAAGCCUGUGCGGCUGCCGACCGGCCGCACAUCAAGCUGCGCACCGCCUAUCGGCCGGGCGUGCACCUGUCCAUUCCCGGCGCCAACGAGCGCGUGUCGCUGCCGCUCGAAUUCUCCGUCGAGGACAACGGGCCGGGCGUGCCCGAGGAUAUCCGCAUGCACAUGUUCGAUCCGUUCAUCACCACCAAGCCGAACGGCUCGGGCCUCGGUCUGGCGCUGGUUGCCAAAAUCGUCGGCGACCAUGGCGGGGUGAUCGAAUGCGACAGCGCGCCGAGCCGGACGCUGUUCCGCCCUGACAUGAGCAACGGCACGGUUCUGGUCGCCGACGACGAUGCCGCCAUCCGCACGGUCGUCAGCCAGGCGCUGUCGCGUGCCGGCUACGAUGUGCGGGUGACAUCGAACGCGGCGACGCUGUGGCGCUGGGUGGCCGCCGGCGAGGGCGACGCGGUGGUCUCCGACGUCGUCAUGCCGGACGACAAUCUGUUCGACCUUCUGCCGCGCAUGAAAAAGCUCCGCCCGGACCUGCCGGUCAUCGUCAUGAGCGCGCAGAACACCUUCAUGACGGCGAUCCGGGCGACGGAAAAGGGCGCCUACGAAUACCUGCCUAAACCGUUCGAUCUGGUCGAACUGACCGGCAUUGUCGGCCGCUCGCUGACCGAACUCAAGCGCAAGGAUGACGGGCGCGGCAUCGCGCCGGACCAGAGCGGCGAGACCAUGCCGCUGGUCGGCCGCUCGGCGGCGAUGCAGGACAUCUAUCGCGUGCUGGCGCGGAUGAUCCAGUCGGAUCUGACCGUGCUGAUCAAUGGCGAGUCGGGCACCGGCAAGGAACUGGUCGCCCGCGCGCUGCACGAAUAUGGCAAGCGCAAGAACGGCCCGUUCGUGGCGAUCAACAUGGCGGCGAUUCCGCGCGAUCUGAUCGAGUCCGAACUGUUCGGCCACGAGAAAGGGGCCUUUACCGGCGCGAUGACCCGCUCAACCGGCCGGUUCGAGCAGGCCGAAAACGGCACGCUUUUCCUCGACGAGAUCGGCGACAUGCCGAUGGAUGCGCAGACCCGCCUUCUGCGCGUGCUCCAGCAGGGCGAAUACAUGACCGUCGGCGGCCGCACGCCGAUCAAGACAAACGUGCGGAUCGUCGCGGCGACCAACAAGGAUCUGCGCGCCCUGAUCAGCCAGGGCCUGUUCCGCGAGGACCUCUACUACCGGCUCAACGUGGUGCCGCUGCGGAUCCCGCCGCUGCGCGAGCGGCUCGAGGAUAUCGGCGAUCUGGUCAGCCAUUUCCUUGCCAAGGUCCAGGAGGAGGGGCUGGAGGCCAAGCGCAUCCUGCCCGACGCGCUCGAACUGAUGCGCCGAUAUGACUGGCCGGGCAAUGUGCGCGAACUCGAAAACCUGAUCCGGCGCCUCGCCGCGCUCUAUCCGCAAGACGAGAUCACCGCCGAGAUUGUCGCCAGCGAACUGCGCUCUUCGGAUGGCGCGGGCGCCGGGGAAAGCGACGCGCAAGGCGCGAUCGCGGCCGGCGACAUGACGAUCGCGCAAGCCGUCGAACUGAACAUGCAGCGCUAUUUUUCCUCGUUCGGCGACGCGCUGCCGCCGCCCGGGCUCUAUCACCGGGUUCUGGCGGAACUCGAAUAUCCGCUGAUCAUGGCGGCGCUGACCGCCACGCGCGGCAACCAGAUCCGCGCCGCAGACGUGCUCGGCCUCAACCGCAACACGCUGCGCAAGAAGAUCAAGGACCUCGGCGUCACGGUCAUCAAGGGCUGCAUGGUUUCGGCGGAACAGAGCGCUCCCCGUUCGGCGAUAACGCGGACCUUCGGCGGCGGGCACGUCAGCCCGGCCGGGGGGAUCGCGCUGGUUGCAGCCGCUCUUCUGACCGCGACGGUCUCCUUCAUCAUCCUGAUCGGCCUGACACCGAUCCGGCCGGACAACCGGGUCACGGUCGGCGCCAUCAUCGUCAACGGCCUGUUCGUCGGCGCGCUGCUGCUGCUGAUAGGGCUUGAGUUGCGCAACAUAUGGCAGGCACGCCGCGCGGGCAGGGCGGCGGCCCGGCUGCAUGUGCGCAUUGUCGCCAUGUUCUCGGUUGUCGCUGCCGCACCGGCGAUCGUCGUCGCGCUCGUUGCCGCGAUCACGCUCGAUCUCGGUCUCGACCGCUGGUUCGAAAUCCGUACCCGGACGAUCGUCGAUAGCUCCAUCCAGGUCGCCGAAUCCUACGUCAACGAGACGGCGGUGAACCUGCGCGAUUCGACCAUCAACAUGGCGUUCGCGCUCGAUUCCCAGCGGCGCCUGUUCAAUCUCGACCGCACCGGAUUUCGACGCUUCCUGACCCAGCAGGCGCUGGGCCGGGCGCUUCUGGGCGCAUCCGUCAUCCGCCCUGACGGCAGCGUCAUCCAGUCCGCCGACAUCGACGUGGACCGGCCGCUGCCCCUGCCGCCGCAGGAUGCGCUGGACGCGGCCGCCGACGGCAAGCCGGUGAUCAUCCCGCCGGGCACGACCAACCUUGUCGGCGCGGUGAUCCAGUUGCGCGAGAUCGACAAUGCGCUGCUCUACACGCUGCGCACGAUUGACGCCGAUGCGCUCGAUGCGGUGCGACUGAUGCAGCAGAACCGUGCCGAAUAUCAGAACCUCGACGCGAACCAGGGCACGCUGCAACUCGCCUUCGCGCUGCUUUACUUCGGGCUGACGCUGAUCCUGCUGCUGUCGGCGAUCUGGACCGGGAUCGCGGUCGCCAACCGGAUCGUCCGGCCCAUCCGGCAGCUGAUCAACGCGUCGGACGAGGUGGGGCGCGGCAAUCUGGAGGUGCGCGUGCCUGUGCGCGCGUCGGAUGGUGACGUCGCCCAUCUGGGCGAGACGUUCAACGACAUGCUCGGGCAGCUCAAGAGCCAGCGCGACGAGAUUUUGAGUGCCAAGGAUGUCAUCGACAAGCGGCGCCGCUUUUCGGAAGCGGUCUUGUCGGGCGUCUCCGCCGGUGUUCUGGGCGUCGACGACCGCGCACGCAUCUCGGUGGCCAACCGCUCGGCGGCCAACAUCCUCAAUGGCGGCAAGCCGAUCGCCGCCGGCGCGACGCUCAAGGAUGUGGCGCCGCCCGUCCAUGCCGGCUUCGUCAAGGCAAUCGAAUCGCGCCGCGCCGACUAUCGCGCCCCGGUCUCCUACAUCGAUCGCAACGGGCGCGAGCGCGUGCUCAACAUCCAGGUCAAUUUCGACCGCCAGCCCGCCGGCCAGGCCGGAAAGCCGGCGCGCACGCAUGUCGUCACGGUCGACGACAUUUCCGAUCUGGUCGACGCACAACGCUCGAGCGCCUGGGCCGAUGUCGCCCGCCGAAUCGCGCACGAAAUCAAAAACCCGCUGACGCCGAUCCAGCUGUCCGCCGAGCGGAUCAAGCGCCGUUACGGCAAGGCGAUCGCCGACGACGACCGGGAGGUGUUCGACCAGUGCACCGACACGAUCAUCCGGCAGGUGGGCGAUAUCGGCCGCAUGGUGGACGAAUUCUCGUCGUUCGCGCGCAUGCCCAAACCUGUGAUGACCGGUCAGGACCUGCGCGAGACAAUCCGCGAGGCGGCGUUUCUCGUCGAGGUCAGCCGCAACGAGAUCACCGUGGAGCGGGACCUGCCGGACGAGGCGCUGCCGGCGGUCUUCGAUGCGCGUCUGGUCGGCCAGGCGAUCGGCAACGUCAUCAAGAACGCUUCGGAAGCCAUCGAAGCGCGGCUGGCCGGUCAUCAGGACGAGGGCAUUGCCGGUCAUAUCCUCGUGCGGGCCUACCGCACGGACGAUGGCGCGCACAUCCAUGUCGAUGUGAUCGACAAUGGCCGCGGCCUGCCGCGCCAGAACCGGCAGAAGCUUCUCGAACCCUAUAUGACGACGCGCGAAAAGGGCACGGGUCUCGGGCUCGCCAUCGUGCGCAAGGUCAUGGAAGACCAUGCGGGCGCGCUGGAGCUGCAUGACGCGCCCGACGAUUUCCACAAUGGCAUCGGCGCCCUGGUGCGGCUGGUCUUUCCGGCUCGCAGCCCCAUGAAAGCCGACGUUCUCGUCAUCGACGAUGAAGACGAUAUCCGCGACAUCGUUUCGGGCAUUCUGGACGAUGAGGGCUACGAGACGCGCACCGCCCAUGAUAGCGAUUCAGCGCUGGCGGCCAUUUCCGACCGCGUGCCGCGGCUGAUCUUCCUCGACAUCUGGCUGCAGGGCAGCAAGCUGGACGGGCUCGAACUGCUCGAUGUCAUUCAGCAGAUGCAUCCGGGCCUGCCGGUGGUGAUGAUCUCCGGCCAUGGCAACAUCGAAACCGCGGUGUCGGCGAUCAAGCGCGGCGCCUACGAUUACAUCGAAAAGCCGUUCAAGGCGGACCGGCUGAUCCUUGUCGCCGAACGUGCGCUGGAAGCCCAUGCGCUCAAACGCGAGAUCGCCGCGCUCAAGCGCCAUUCGAGCGAUCAGGGAGAACUGACCGGCCAGUCGCCGGCGAUGAACACGCUGCGCCAGGCCAUCGGCCGGGUGGCGCCGACCAACAGCCGGGUGAUGAUCACCGGGCCGUCCGGCUGCGGCAAGGAACUGGUUGCCCGCGCAAUCCAUGCGGCCUCGGACCGGUCGGCGGGCCCGUUCGUCGCGCUCAACGCGGCGGCGAUCACGCCCAGCCGCAUGGAGAUCGAGCUGUUCGGCACCGAGGCCAACGGCGCCGAGCGCAAGGUCGGCGCGCUCGAACAGGCCCAUGGCGGCAUUCUCUAUCUCGACGAAGUCGCCGACAUGCCGCGCGAGACCCAGUCGAAGAUAUUGCGCGUGCUGGUGGAACAGGAAUUCGAGCGCGUCGGCGGUGUCCGGCGGGUCAAUGUCGAUGUGCGCAUCAUUUCAUCGACCGCCUUCGAUCUUGAAGCGCUGAUCGCCGAGGACCGGUUCCGGCGCGAUCUCUACAGCCGGCUGGCGGUGGUGCCCGUCGCGGUGCCGGGGCUUGCCGAGCGGCGCGAGGACAUCGCCAUGCUGGUGGACGGUUUCGUCAAGCAGAUCAGCGCCCAGACCGGCAUCCGUCCCCGCAUGAUCGACGACGAGGCGAUGGCCGUGCUGCAGGCGCAUUCCUGGCCGGGCAACAUCCGCCAGUUGCGCAACACGGUCGAGCGCGUGCUGAUCCUGGCGCGCGACGAACCGGACGACCGGAUGAUCUCGCCGGACAUGCUGCCCGCCGAACUGAGCGAAAACCUGCCCAAGGCGCCGACGGCGGAGGAUACGCACAUCAUGUCGCUGCCGCUGCGCGAGGCGCGGGAGCGCUUCGAGCGCGACUAUCUGCUGGCGCAGAUAUCGCGCUUUGGCGGAAACAUCUCGCGCACCGCCGAGUUCAUUGGUAUGGAACGCUCCGCCCUGCACCGCAAACUCAAAUCCCUGGGAGUCGGGUUCGGCAUCGCCGAGCGGCUGGCCAGCGAGGACAAUGACGUCUCGGUCAUCGACACCUCCCAGGACCUGAUCCAGCGGGUGCGCGACACGCUCGAUGUGCGCGGCAUCGUCGGCCAUGGCAGCCACCCGGACGUGCUGGCUGCCGCCGGCGCCGACCAGGCCGAAAUGAUCAUCGCGGUCACGCUCUAUGACGAGGUCAACAUGACCGCCUGCCAGGUGGCGCACUCGCUUUUCGACGUGCCGACCAAGAUCGCGCGCGUGCGUGCGCAAUCCUAUCUGGGCGCCCAUUUCGGCGAUCUGUUCUCGCGCGACCAUCUGCCGAUCGACGUCAUCAUCUCGCCGGAAAAGGAAGUCGGCGAGGUUGUGCUCAAGCGCAUCGCGCUGCCCGGUGCCACCGAUGUCGUCCAGUUCGCCGACGACAAUGUGACGAUGAUGGCGAUCGAGUGCCGCGAGGAUUGCCCGGUCAUCAACACGCCGCUGAGCCAGCUGACCGAUUUGUUCCCCGAUCUCAGCGCGACGGUCGUGGGCGUCUGGCGCAAUGAGAAACUGUUCGUGCCCCAUUCGGCGGACCAGCUUCUCGUCGACGAUCUGGUCUAUGUGAUCUCAAAUCGCGACCAGGUGCGGCGGACCCUGUCGCUGUUCGGGCAUGAGGAAACCGAGGCGCGGCGGAUCGUCAUCGCCGGCGGCGGCAAUAUCGGCCAUUUCGUCGCCACCGAACUGGAACGCAGCGGCGCGCGCACCAAUGUCAAGAUCAUCGAGCACAAUCGCGAACGCGCGAUCAGCGUCGCCGACACGCUGCGCCGCACGAUCGUGCUGCAUGGCAGCGCGCUCGACCAGCAGAUCCUGCACGAAGCCGACAUUCAGGACGCCGAACUGAUGGUCACGCUGACCAAUGACGACCAGGUCAACGUUCUGUCGGCGGUCAUGGCCAAGAAGCUGGGGUGCGAUGCGACGAUGAGCCUGAUCAAUGAUCUUGGCUAUCAGAGCUUCACCUCGACGCUCGGCAUCGACGCGCACAUCAACCCGCGUGCGGUGACGAUCUCGCGCGUGCUGCAGCAUAUGCGCCGCGGCCGCAUCCGCCAGGUCCACUCGGUGCAGAAGGGUCAGGCGGAGGUGCUGGAGGCCGAGGCGCUUGAGACUUCGCCGCUUGUCGGCGUGCCGCUGCGCGAACUCGAUCUGCCCGAGGACAUCCGGAUCGGAGCGCUCUACCGGGACGGCGAAGUGGUCAAGCCGGACGGCGAAACCCGCAUCAAGGCACAUGACCGCGUGGUGAUCUUCGCCAAGACAUCGGCGGUCAAGAAGGUCGAGCAGCUGUUCCGCGUCAGCCUGCAGUUCUUCUGA